AUGAGAUUCGGUCAACUUUGUGCAGUGGCUGUCGCUGCUACCAAGCUCGCAAACGCAUCGGACUGCAAAUGCGCCCCUGGCGACUCUUGCUGGCCUUCGGACGCAGUGUGGACGGCCCUCAACGAGACCAUUUCCGGAAGGCUUCUCAAGACCGUCCUUCCUGGGCCAGUCUGCUACAAGGACCAGCCAAACUACGACGAAGCUGCCUGCCAAGCAGUCCUCUCAAAUUGGACCACAGCCGCCUUCCACUCAUCUGACCCAGUGAGCGUUCACUCCCCAUGGUAUGCGAACAACAGCUGCAACCCAAUCCAUGAAAACGGCACCAGUCCCUCCGGUGACCCUUUGGCAGGUUCCCGAGGAUGUACCGUGGGCCGUUAUCCUGCGUACUCCGUCAAUGUGACCAGUGCGGAAGACGUCCAAGCAGCCGUCAAGUUUGCUCGCGAGCACAAUCUGCGUCUGAACGUCAAGAAUACUGGUCAUGGCUCGUCCAAGGUCUGGACUCAUAACUUGAAGAAGCAUGAAUUCCAUUCAGACUUUGCUCCGAGAUGCCCUGCGCUCAACUCAACCACCUCUACACCUCAGUUAGCCAUGACCUUUGGCGCCGGGAUCCAGGAUGAUGAAGCUUUUCGGGCUGCUGCAGAGCAUGAAGUCGCCGUGGUCGGCGGGACCAACGCGGACGUUGGCCUCGUGGGCUGGGCUGUCGCCGGCGGCCACGGCUGGCUCACCAGCGAGUACGGCAUGGGCGCCGACAGCAUCAUCGAAGCAACCGUCGUCACGCCUACAGGGGACAUCAUCACUGCCAAUGAAUGCCAGAAUGCCGACGUCUUUUGGGCGAUCCGCGGCGGCGGCGGCGGGACUUUUGGCGUCAUCACAGAGCUGACCGUCAAGGCACACCCGAUGCCUCAAGCAACCACCUGGAUCCUUAACGUGGACAGAAGUCCCAACACCACCGUCAAGGAUUGGUGGUCUCUGAUUGCAGAGCUUCACACCGAGCUUCCGGCCCUUAAAGCUGGAGGUUUCCAGGGUUUCUAUACAGUCGCAGGCCCUCCGUCUUAUAAGUCACUCCACUUCAGUUUCUUCUUCUUCAUAUACAACAAACCGAACGGAACAGCGGAAACGCUGGCGGCGCCUGUGUUAUCCAAGCUGAAGGAUGCUGCCUCUGAGGUCUCGUUUACCUCCAACAUUACGUACUUUCCAGACUGGUUUACAGUCUACGAGAUGCUUCCGGUGGCAGCGCUGAGCGGUGCUGCUGGUGGAGGAGGCGCAACUGUCUCGAGACUGAUACCCGCCGCGCCGCUCACUAACAACGUGCAGAAGAUGGCCCAAGUGCUCGAAGCCGUCGGGCCUCGUGCCGAACCCCCUUCAAGCGGCAUCUCGAACCCCACGAUUGCAGGGGGGUUGAUCGCCAGUAGUAUCCCCGUCGAUAACGCCCUCAAUCCCGCCUGGAGGGAGGCAGUAGUGCACUUUCUCGUCACGAGGGGGUGGGACGAUUCUGUUGCUUACCCUCAGGUGGCGUAUGCCGUGGACGAUGCGACAGAGCGAGUUUGCGGUGCCCUACGGAGUCUCGCCCCCAAUUCCGGUGCCUACAUCAACGAGGCUGACGACCGCGAGCCCGACUGGCAAAAGACCUUUUGGGGUCCAAACUACGACAGGCUCCGAGAGAUCAAGAAGAAGUAUGAUCCCGACUCCAUUCAGUGGUAUCACCGCUGUGUUGGCAGUGAAGACUGGGUUGAGCUCAUGGACGGUCGUCUGUGCCGGUCAUCUAGCCAGUAA
Colletotrichum siamense is the source of this 1773-nucleotide messenger RNA. Its product is annotated as FAD-linked oxidoreductase ZEB1. NCBI's taxonomy places the organism in Eukaryota, Fungi, Ascomycota, Sordariomycetes, Glomerellales, Glomerellaceae. The transcript has 6 exons. Gene Ontology annotation, molecular function: oxidoreductase activity; FAD binding. The coding region runs from base 1 to 1773 and encodes 590 amino acids. The record is from RefSeq and is a predicted model, not a curated record.